Messenger RNA from Conger conger (European conger), 2499 nucleotides. RefSeq names its product DET1 partner of COP1 E3 ubiquitin ligase (gene det1). Gene Ontology annotation, cellular component: cullin-RING ubiquitin ligase complex; nucleus. The transcript has 6 exons. Gene Ontology annotation, biological process: protein ubiquitination; positive regulation of proteasomal ubiquitin-dependent protein catabolic process. The record is from RefSeq and is a predicted model, not a curated record. Lineage: Eukaryota; Metazoa; Chordata; Actinopteri; Anguilliformes; Congridae. Bases 549 to 2204 code for a protein of 551 amino acids. Gene Ontology annotation, molecular function: ubiquitin-like ligase-substrate adaptor activity; ubiquitin protein ligase binding.
CGCACGCACGAACGAACGAACACCACAGCAGCAGCACUCAAAAGUUAGGCUAGCUGGGACAUUGAUUUGAGCUACUUGUGUUAUUAUCAUGAGGUGGACGUUCUGUUUAGCUUUUUAGCAUAUUUUAUUAUUGCUUGCUUAUGCUAAUAAGAACGAUCUAAAUGAUCCACAAUAGGAAUGGGCUUGUUGUAAAAUGGGUCUCAUUUUAGUCUAUCAUUCUCUCUGACGCACAGUUAGCGUGCUGGCUAACCUGCGAAGUAGCUAACAUUCCUUAUUGGCUUAGUGUAGCGCAAGCUACUAAGCACUAAGCUGGGAGAAAUUUAACGAUACAUAUAAGUUAGAGCUAAUAUACAUACAUAGCUACUUAACAGGGGCAGAAUACGUUAACUGGUUAUGUUCAGAGUCACAGCUGCGAUGGGGUCGGAAUUGCUAGGAAGAUAUAUCGAGACAUACACCUUAACCUAACUAUUUUUAAGUGGCCGGCUAGCUAGCUAAGUUAGCUAACAGCGACCAUCAUCAGUAUUAGGUCGGGUGAGCGCACUCCCGUCAUGGAGGACGAGUCCCCCACGCUGAAGCCCCGGCGCAUUCAGAACCAGAACGUGGUCCACCGGCUGGAGCGCCGGCGCAUCUGCUCGGGCCGCGCCGGGGCGCACUGGUACCGCGUGCGCUGCUUCCACCAGAACCUCUUCCCCAAUUUCACCGUGGUCAACGUGGAGAAGCCGCCCUGCUUCCUGCGCAAGUUCUCCCCGGACGGACGCUGCUUCAUCGCCUUCUCCUCCGACCAGACCUCGCUGGAGAUCUACGAGUAUCAGGGCUGCCAGGCGGCGGAGGACCUGCUGCUGGGACAGACGGGGGAGACCUUGGCCAACGGGAACGACCAGCGCUCCCUGAACAUACGGGGUCGCCUCUUCGAGCGCUUCUUCUCUCUGCUACAUGUCACCAAUGUGGCCUCCAAUGGGGAGCACUUAAACAGGGAAUGUAGCCUCUUCACAGACGACUGUCGCUACGUCAUUGUGGGCUCAGCAGCCUACCUGCCUGAGGAACCCCACCCGCACUUUUUUGAGGUGUACCGAAACAACGAGUCCGUCACCCCCAACCCCCGCUCCCCGCUGGAAGACUACUCCCUGCACAUCAUCGACCUGCGCACCGGCCGUCUCUGCGACACCCGGGCCUUCAAGUGCGAUAAGAUCAUUCUCUCUCACAACCAGGGGCUCUACCUCUAUCGCAACAUCCUGGCCGUCCUGUCUGUUCAGCAGCAGACUAUUCAUGUUUUUCAGGUGACUCCGGAGGGAACCUUCCUGGAUGUGCGGACAAUCGGCCGCUUCUGCUACGAAGACGACCUUCUGAAGCUUUCGGCCGUGUACCCGGAGGCCCAGGCGGAGGGCCAGACUGGGCUCUCACGUCUCUACAAGGAGAAGACCAUCAACUCUCUGAAGCACCGGCUGCUGGUGUACCUGUGGCGCCGGGCCGAGCAGGACGGCAGCGCCACGGCCAAACGCCGCUUCUUCCAGUUCUUCGAUCAGCUGCGUCAGCUGCGCAUGUGGAAGAUGCAGCUCCUGGACGAAAACCACCUCUUCAUCAAGUACACCAGCGAAGACGUGGUCACCCUGCGGGUCACCGACCCUUCUCAGCCGUCCUUCUUUGUGGUCUACAACAUGGUGUCCACCGAGGUCAUGGCCGUUUUCGAGAACACCGCCGACAAGCUUCUGGAGCUGUUUGAGAAUUUCUGCGACCUCUUCCGCAACGCCACGCUCCACAGCGAGGCCGUGCAGUUUCCCUGCUCCGCCUCCAGCAACAACUUCGCCCGGCAGGUCCAGCGGAGGUUUAAGGACACGAUCGUGAACGCGAAGUACGGGGGUCACACGGAGGCGGUGAGGAGGCUUCUGGGCCAGCUGCCCAUCAGCGCACAGUCCUACAGCAGCAGCCCCUACCUGGACCUGUCGCUCUUCAGCUACGACGAUAAGUGGGUGUCCGUGAUGGAGCGGCCAAAGACGUGCGGGGAUCAUCCCAUCAGGUUUUAUGCUCGGGACUCAGGAUUACUAAAGUUCAAAAUCCAAGCAGGCCUGCUGGGCCGUCCCAUUAACCACGCCGUGCGGAGACUGGUGGCGUUCACCUUCCACCCCUUUGAGCCCUUCGCCAUAUCAGUGCAGCGGACCAAUGCUGAGUACGUGGUCAACUUCCACAUGCGCCACGUGUGUGUGUGAGGAGCAGAGGGACCCACGCCCGGGCACUGCCCUCUAAGACUCCAGCCACGAUGGCACACACUGCAGAUACCAAACACCAUUCCCAAAUGUAAAGUGCUGGAAUUGUGCUCUGACCUAAAUCUGUUCCAUUGCAUUCACCCUGGCAGUGGUGUGAAACGAAAGCCAAAGCCGGCUGCAGUUGACCCUUACUGGAGCUUUGUUACCGACACUUUCACACCUCAUAUCUGAAUUUAGCUUUUAUUUUAUUUUGGUUUAAUAUUGUUCUGUGCUAUUAAACAUCUGAUUUUUAAAUAUA